AUGCCUAAAUUUGUUCCGCGACAGCGGAAACACAAGGCUCGGGAUAGGGAGAACCAGCCGAAACAACCACAAGAUACCAAUGCUGCCGAGGUAGCUCCAGUAUCCAAGGAGGAGAAGGAGGAGAAGAGGAGGAAGCUGAAGGAGGAAUUGAGAGCUCAGCAGUCAAAGAUCUCUGGCAAGAAACAAAAGCGACUGGAUAAAUAUAUUGACACCAAACUAAAAAAGGACGAGAGUUUGGCCCUUAUCAAAAAACUUGCGAGCUCGAAAAUCGAUACAAGCCAGCUAAAAAGCUCUCGUGAUUUGGCGCGAUCAAAUAAACCGCUCUCGAAGAAGCCAUUGCAGACUUUGGAUGAUAAGCAGACUGCACCAACCUUGUCACAAGAAGGACCCGAAAGCUCUGACUCUGAUGAUGACCUUCCUUCGUCACGCACCAAUGCUCACCUGCAUGGCGAUACGCCUGUGAAUCCUGCGAUUGGGAGUGGCCUAAAGAGGCCUUUGGAAAUUGGCGAUGACGGACGUCCCAUAAUAAAAAGGCGGAAGAGGGCACCAAAGGUUAAGCCAGCUGAAGUCCCCGAACCGCCAUGGGAAGGGUUUGAUUCGGAGUCUAGUUCGGAUGAGCAAGAAGAGGCUCAGGCUAGCUCUACUGGCAAUGGAGAGGAGUCAGAGGAUGAAUCUUCGUCAAAUUCGGAGGAAGACAAUGAAGCUUCAUCGUCUGAUAGCGACACUGAAACAGAGAAGAGAAUCAAACCUCGCCAGUCUGCCUUUAAAUCAUGGGCCGUACAACAAAUUAACGAAGCAGCCGGGUUUAAUCCUAAAGAAAAUGCAACUGCUCCCACCCUCCCGCCACAAGAAGUCAAGUGGUUCAAACCAAGAAAUACAGCCGAUGAAGAGGAGCCACUUCCUCAGGAACUAAAGGUUACAAACGGAGACACCAGUAGGAAGGCUUUCUCUAUUCAGAUUGAUAGACCGGAACAUAUCCAGGCUUCCCGGAUAAAUCUUCCGGUCGUUGGAGAGGAGCAGAAAAUUAUGGAAGCCAUCCAUAACAACCCUUGUGUGGUGAUAUGGGGAGCCACAGGAAGCGGCAAAACCACCCAGCUUCCUCAGUUUCUUUUUGAAGCAGGCUAUGGCAGUCCCGACAGCCCAAAUCCUGGAAUGAUUGGCAUUACGCAGCCAAGACGAGUAGCUGCUGUUAGUAUGGCAAAGCGAGUGAGCGACGAGUUGGCGCAAUAUUCCGACCGGGUGUCAUAUCAAAUUCGAUUUGAUUCCUCGGUUACACCUAAAACUGCAAUCAAAUUCAUGACAGACGGUGUCUUAAUCAGAGAGGUGGCACAAGACUUUUCGCUCUCGAAAUAUUCUACAAUCAUCAUUGACGAAGCUCACGAGAGGAGCGUUAAUACUGAUUUACUAAUAGGCAUGGUUAGCCGCAUUGUAGAUCUACGGAAAACCAUGAAUGCAGAAAACUCUUCGAUCAAACCGCUAAAACUAGUUAUUAUGUCUGCCACCUUACGGACUUCUGAUUUCCUUCGAAAUCCCAACCUCUUCCGCAGCGGAACCCCGCCCCUAGUUCAAGCAGAAGGUCGGCAAUAUCCUGUCACCAUACACUUUUCCCGCCGUACCCAUCGAGAUUAUGUUGAAGAAUCGUUUCGGAAAAUUUGCAGAGGCCACCGCAAACUACCGCCUGGUGGUUUCCUUGUCUUUCUCACGGGACAAAGCGAAAUAAAGGACCUCUCAAAACGUCUCAAAGCUGCGUUAAAAUCUACACAAACUUCUGGUCACUCCCAAGGCAAGGUUCAAAUAAAGCCAUCUGAAACUUCGUUGGAAGCUGACGACAUUGACUUCGGCCGUGGCGGCCAGUCCGCUACUGCGUUUGAUGGUGAGGAUGACUAUGAUAGCGAUAUUAGCAUCAAAGGUAUGGAUGAUGACGAAGAGGACGAUGAAUUUGACGAGGAAGAAGGUGCCGUGGAUUCAAAGACAUCCGUACAUAUUCUCCCUCUAUACUCUCAACUGCCCACAAAGGAGCAGCUCCGAAUUUUUGAGCCAGUCCCCGAAGGCUCUCGACUUAUAGUACUUGCUACGAAUGUUGCUGAGACCAGUUUGACUAUACCGGGAAUCAGGUACGUCUUUGACUGCGGACGGUCCAAAGAGAAGCAAUAUGAUCUGUCAACAGGUGUCCAGAGUUUCCCAAUUGGGUGGAUCAGUAAGGCGAGCGCUAGCCAGCGUGCUGGACGUGCUGGACGUACGGGACCUGGCCAUUGUUAUAGACUCUACUCAUCAGCAAUAUACGAAGACUCAUUCGCAGAGCACACAGAGCCAGAGAUACUCCGCACGCCAAUCGAAGGUGUUGUUCUGCAAAUGAAACAUAUGGGUCUUCACCGUAUCAUUAAUUUCCCUUUCCCUACGCCUCCAGAUCGUGUUGGACUUGCAAAAGCAGAACGCCUUCUUAAAAAUUUGGCGGCUUUAUCUGCAGACGGACAAGUUACAGAUGCUGGUCGACAUCUCACACUAUUCCCCCUGAGUCCUCGAUUCGGCAAAAUGCUACAUAUCGGCCAUCAACAUGGCUGCAUGCCCUACACCAUUGCUCUUGUCUCCGCACUCUCCGUAUCGGAGGUGUUCAUGCAAGAAAAUCAACUUGAUCUGAACCCUACGAGACCUAAGGGCGCUGAUGAUGACGAGGAGGAGGAUAAAGUAUACACCAAUGCAGAUCGACUCGAAGAUGAUGCCAGGGAACAGCGCAGAAAAGAUUAUCACAGAGCGCAAAGGAUCUUCAGCAAACAUGACGAAAAGUCAGACGCAAUGAAGUUCCUCACGGCUGUUUGCGCGUAUGCAUAUGCUCCAGAUGGUGAUCAAUUUUGCUCGGAAAUGUUCCUUCGCCCGAACGCGAUGAAAGAAGCGUCACAGCUACGCCGCCAAAUCUCUAAUCUAGUUCGGAUUAACAACCCCAACUUGCUAGGCCAGUUCGAACCUCGCUUGCGUGAACCAUCUGAAAAGCAGAUACAGGCUUUGAAGCAGAUAACGGCCGCGGGAUUCAUCGACCAAAUUGCUAUCCGUGCAGAUGCAGCUCCUGUCCGCCCUGAAAUGGCCAGAAAACCACGAAGAGCCAUCGAUGUGCCAUAUCUGACGCUAUUUCCAUCACGCGACAGUUAUUCCUCUGAGUUAGAAGACAGGGCUGUUUAUAUACACCCUUCCUCUACCCUCGCUAAACUAUCGUUAAACGAACUCCCACAGUAUGUCGUAUAUUCCCAUCUUCAACGGUCUACGGCAUCGCAUGUAGGUGAUAACCCGAAAGUGCGUAUGUUCCCAUUGACGACUGUGAGCGGGCUUCAGCUCUCUGCCCUCGCACAGGGCACGCCAUUAAUUGAUUAUGGAAAACCAAUUGGGAAGAUAGAGUCUUUGGGUGGUUCGCCAGAAAAGCGAGAAUGCUGGGUGAUUCCUUCACUUGUUGGGGAAUCGGGCAGCACUGGCUGGCCGCUACCAGCUAAAAAGGUCAUCCAAAUAAAAGAUAAAAAGCGUGGAUGGAUCAUUGACCGCUUCAUUCAAUAG
Messenger RNA from Arthroderma uncinatum, 3540 nucleotides. Its product is annotated as Ecm16p. The transcript has 2 exons. Gene Ontology annotation, cellular component: intracellular anatomical structure; nucleolus. Gene Ontology annotation, biological process: maturation of SSU-rRNA from tricistronic rRNA transcript (SSU-rRNA, 5.8S rRNA, LSU-rRNA). Gene Ontology annotation, molecular function: ATP binding; RNA binding. The coding region runs from base 1 to 3540 and encodes 1179 amino acids. The record is from RefSeq and is a predicted model, not a curated record. NCBI's taxonomy places the organism in Eukaryota, Fungi, Ascomycota, Eurotiomycetes, Onygenales, Arthrodermataceae.